This is a messenger RNA of Salvia hispanica, 1608 nucleotides long. RefSeq lists its product as uncharacterized. Lineage: Eukaryota; Viridiplantae; Streptophyta; Magnoliopsida; Lamiales; Lamiaceae. The record is from RefSeq and is a predicted model, not a curated record. Gene Ontology annotation, molecular function: lipid binding.
AAACUUCAAUAUUUUACUCAACGACUUCAUCAACAAACAAUCUCCCCUUCCCACCUUUAAUUCUUUCUUUAUUCUUAUCCAUUUGCGUUACUCCUUGCAAACCCUUUUUGAUUCCUCAAAUAAAAAAAAAAAAAAAUCUAAUCUUGAGGUUUCCAGCCGUCUUCUAUUUGUUAAUUAUAGGUUUUAAUAAUAAAUAGUUAUGGCGGUGGUGGAGUUUUUGGGGAUGCCGGUGAGCUGGGCGAUGGUAAUUGGAAUAAUUCAGUAUUUGGGGCCGGUUUGGUUUGCAUUUUUUCUGGGUAUAAUUGUGGGGUGGGUUUGGAAACCUAGGUGGGCGACUUUGGCUUUGGGGAAUUGUAAAUUUGAUUUUUCGUCGCCGCCGUCGCCUUCUGCUCUUUUUAGAGGGUUGGUUUCAGCUCAGAGUUUGGAUUCUUGUAAGGAUGGGACUGCAAGUUGUAGCUUGGAUAAGGAGCAAAUGGCGAUAACACCAAUGAUUGACACUGCUGUUUGCAGUCAAUCCGAUAUGGGCAAAGAAGACCACCCACUUAUUACAAACGAGGAUUUGGAACAUUUAUGCCAUCUUGUUGAGAGGAAAGAUGGAGGACCCCCUUGGAAGCAUAUGAUGGAGUGUUCAGCACAUGAUAUGAGCUACCAAGCAUGGCAGAGAGAUCCUCAGAGUGGCCCUCCUCAAUAUUGUAGCAGAACUGUUUAUGAAAAUGCAACUCCAGAAUUAGUGAGAGACUUUUUCUGGGAUGAUGAUUUCCGAUUAAAAUGGGAUAAUAUGCUCACACAUGCCUCUAUUCUAGAAGAAUGCCCGACCACAGGGAUUAUGGUGGUUCACUGGAUUCGCAAGUUCCCUUUCUUCUGCAGUGACAGAGAAUACAUAAUAGGACGGAGAAUAUGGGAAUCGGGAAGAUCAUAUUACUGCGUGACUAAGGGAGUUCCCUCAUCCCUUCCAAGGAAAGACAAACCAAGGCGCGUUGAUGUUCUAUACUCAAGUUGGUUCAUUCAAGCAGUGGAAUCAAGGAAAGGAGAUGGACAGCUGUCCGCGUGCGAGGUGAUACUCUUCCAUCAUGAAGACAUGGGCAUCCCGUGGGAGAUAGCGAAAUUUGGCGUGCGGCAAGGGAUGUGGGGGCUGGUGAAGAACAUUCACCGUGGUUUCAGAGCUUACCAGAAACACAGAGCAUCAGGAGCGCCCCUCUCUCGCCACGCUUUCAUGGCUCAGAUUAACACAAAGCUCGACCCCGACUACCUGAAAACGCUGGAAGACGAGGAAGUGCCGGCACAGACACAAUUAGUGGACUCAGCUGAUGGCAAGGCGAAGGGCAUGAAGAUACCGAAGCUUCUGAUAAUCGGAGGUGCAAUCACAGUUGCCUGCAGCCUCGACAGGGGACUCCUGACGAAGACGCUCAUAUUUGGUGUCGCGAGAAAGCUGGGAAAUAUGGGAGGACGACCAUGCCGCUGAUGAGGAAUUUAGGUCAGGAUGUUGGUUGUGUUUGAUAAGCACUGUUGUUGGUACAUUGAGGCAGCAGAUGAUGCUUUCAGAAAAGAUCAAUAUUACGUUUAUAGAUACUUUAAUAUAGUGAAAAGAUCAUUUUCCUCUGGAGUUAA